Molecule: messenger RNA, 837 nt
Organism: Chanos chanos (milkfish)
Lineage: Eukaryota; Metazoa; Chordata; Actinopteri; Gonorynchiformes; Chanidae
Gene: tpgs1
Product: tubulin polyglutamylase complex subunit 1
Exons: 2
Coding region: 1-837 (278 amino acids)
Biological process (GO): protein polyglutamylation
Molecular function (GO): microtubule binding
Source: RefSeq, a predicted model, not a curated record
AUGGCGGAGAAGCGACGGUCCGGUGUUACCGUAAUGUCUGACUCCAAAUCAGCCAAAUCGGACAACGAUAAAGAGUUUUUGUGUCAAGCUGGGGUUGGGGAUUUGCUUAGAGAUGCUUUACUGAAACUGGUGGAAGCUAGACCCGAAGAUCCUAUAGGUUUCCUUGCCGAACAUUUUAGUAAUUUAGCCUCAGAGUCGGAGACUGGGACGGAUGGAGAGCAUCUCGUGCAGGAGCAGCAGCUGCUGAGUAGAGCGUUGUGGCAUCUCAGUCUAGCGCAUCAUUCACAAAGGUCUGCGUUCAACAGUAACAUCCGAGUGGCAUAUGAGCUGCUGACCCAAGCUGGUCCUCAGCGCAGGGUGCCGGGAGGGGUCAGGGGUCGUCUCUAUACGGAAAUGCUCCAGUGUCUCUGCAGUGAAGGGGGGCUGUCCGGUACGACUGCCGCGCCCCUCCUGCGAAGGAUCCGGUGCCAUAACCACGAAGCGGUGCCCUUCGAGCUGUUCCGUCAGGGCGUGAUAACGUGUGCGGUGUUCGCCGACUAUAUCAGAAAGUCUCAGUGUCUCUACGCAGCGGUGGCCAGUUGCCCCGAGCGACCUGCUGAGAGAGCGCUGUGCCAAGCGGUGCUCGGAACGCUGCGAGAAGCGUUAGAGACCUCAGAUUGUGCCGAUACUGCGCGAUACCUGGAGGCAAGCGCUAAGAUCUCCCCGUGUAAAGUAGCACAGGCGAUGGCUGAGGUGCGCUGUUCCUCCGAGCAGCAGGAGGGGCCGACAAUGGACGCACAGGAGUUUGAGGAUGCGGCUGCUGAACUCUUUAUCGCACGGGUCCGUGUUGUGACGUGA